AUGAGGCUGCUCCAUGGAUUGUUUUUUUUCCUAGCGCUCUCCGUUCUGACUGUAACACAAGGAUUGGAAUCGAAAUGUGAGGAUUUGAAAUUACAAAAGGAUUCCGAAAAUGUGUGCUGCAAGAAAUGCAUUCCAGGAAACCAUAUCAUCGAUAACUGUGGUAAAGACCCGAAUGCUUUGUGUGCUCCAUGUGGAAAUGACACCUACAUCUCAGAUACAAGCCAGAAGAACUGUCUCCGGUGUACUCAAUGCAUAGGUGUGAUGCGUGUGAAGGUCAGAUGUUCAGCCAGCAGAGAUACGAUAUGUGAAUGCUCUCAGGGUUUUCGCUGCGGGAAUGAAGAGUGUUCGUUCUGUGUGCAGGAAUGUACCAAAGGACAACAGCCUAAAGACAGGAUGUGUGAACCAUGUCCUCCAGGAACAUACAAUGACCGACUUCAUCAAUCCUGUAUUAAAUGGAGAAAAUGCACACAGCCAGACCACCAAAUUAUUGUUCCUGGAACGGCCGAGUCAAAUGUAGACUGCGGACCUAAAAGACAACCAGACCAAACCACUUCACCAGAUAACACACCAACAGAAACACCAUCAGUUGGAAAACCACUAAUGUCUCCACCUUACAACAGCAGCAUCCUCGAAGAGAGCAGGGUCAUAGCUAUUUUAGUCACUUUCGGGCUCCUCUGUAUAAUGAUACCUUUUUUCACAAUCCUGUACCUGGAGUGGAAAAGAAAGACCCUUGACAAACCCCUGGGUACAAAGAAAGCUCAAACUGCAGAAGAGACUCGGACAGCUCAACCUGAAGAAUGCAGUUUCUGUUUUCCACAGCAGGAACACGGUGCAAGCAGUCAGACGUCCAUGUCCUCGCUGGUCUCAGAAGACAAGGCAAUGCCUUUAGUUGGAUGAAAGUCCUUCAUUCCGUCAUCACUAUUGUGUAGCUGAUCAUUCUUUAACAGGAACAUGAAAUGACAUUUGUAGCUUUUUCAUUGUGACGCUUCAGUAAGUAUUCAAUGAGAAAUAAUUAAAGGGGAAGAUUAUGAAGAUAAGCUUUUAUGUAGAAUAAAAUGAACUAAAGCACAACGAAGUUCAAAACGUGUACAAGUGUAAAGUCUUAACGUUAGCAACUGUUUAGUUAUCUGUGACUACUGUAUGUAAGAUGUGUUGACUAUUUAUUUUAGCGAAUCUUUUUGGAUGAAUGCAGCAUGAUUUAUGUUUAUGACUAGAACUAUGUCGGUUUAUUAUUUGUUUUGUGAUUUGCACAAAUUUUGAUUCAAGACCAACAAAUGAAAAGAGAAAAUGUUUCUUUGUACAUGAAGCAAUGCAUAUUUACUCAUUGGGCGAACAUUCACAACAAAGACGUUGUGCUCUUGAAAAGUCAAGCCUGACUAUUAUGUACAAAUAUUUGAUUCAUUUCUAGUGUACUUUAGAGACAAUGUAAACCAAAUAAAAAGUC
Triplophysa dalaica is the source of this 1444-nucleotide messenger RNA. RefSeq names its product tumor necrosis factor receptor superfamily, member 9b (gene tnfrsf9b). Lineage: Eukaryota; Metazoa; Chordata; Actinopteri; Cypriniformes; Nemacheilidae. Gene Ontology annotation, biological process: regulation of cell population proliferation. The record is from RefSeq and is a predicted model, not a curated record. The transcript has 7 exons. Gene Ontology annotation, cellular component: external side of plasma membrane. Gene Ontology annotation, molecular function: cytokine binding; signaling receptor activity. The coding region runs from base 1 to 897 and encodes 298 amino acids.